UAUAAAUAGUCAUCUCCCCAUAGGAAAAUGGCCCAAGAGUCCUAAAAACAACAGAAAAGACUUAGUAAAAUAUGUGGAAGUCGCCAUCAUCUUCCUCUUCCCUCAACAUUCAUCUAUUUCUAUUUGUUUUGAUCAUCAACCAACAUGUUACUGUUUCAUCACAGCCACUUCAUACAAAAUCAAGAUGGAUAGUGAACUCAACAGGGCAAAGAGUGAAACUGGCAUGUGUAAAUUGGGUGUCACAUAUGGAUGUUAUGGUGGCAGAAGGGCUAAACCAACAGCCAGUGGAUGCAAUAUCUCAAGCUAUUAUCAACAUGGGUUUUAAUUGUGUUAGACUUACUUGGCCUCUCUUCUUGUUUACUAAUGAAUCUUUGGGAUCAAUAACUGUAAGACAAUCUUUCAAGAACCUUGGACUGUUUGGUUCCAUUGUUGGUCUUCAAGCUAACAAUCCUUCCAUUGUUGAUCUCUCUGUCCUCGAUGCUUAUCAGGCAGUGGUGGCUAGCAUUGCAAAAAACAAUGUAAUGAUCAUAUUAGAUAAUCACAUAAGCAAGCCUGGCUGGUGCUGCAGCAGAUUCGAUGGCAAUGGUUUCUUUGGAGAUAAGUACUUUGACCCUGACCUCUGGCUCCAAGGCCUUACCAAAGUAGCCACUAUUUUCAAGGGUACUAACAAUGUAGUAGGCAUGAGCUUACGAAAUGAACUUCGUGGACCUCUACAAAAUGCUCAUGAUUGGUACAGGUACAUGCAGAAAGGAGCUGAAGCAGUGCAUGAAGCUAAUCCCAAUGUUCUUAUUAUUCUAUCCGGCCUAAGUUUCGACAAGGAUCUUUCUUUCUUGCACAAAAGACCAGUAAACUUGACAUUCAGUGGCAAGCUAGUUUAUGAGAUUCAUCGAUACGGUUUCACAGAUGGAGAUACUUGGUCAGGAGACAAUGCAAACCAAGCAUGCGGACUAGUGUUGAAUGACAUGGUGAGCAAAGGAACAUUUGUGUUAGAACAAGGCUACCCAUUGUUUGUGAGCGAGUUUGGAGUGGAUCAAAGAGGCACUAAUGUGAAUGACAAUAGGUAUUUCAAUUGCUUUCUUGGGCUGGCAGCUGAACUUGACUUUGAUUGGGCACUCUGGACACUUGUUGGGAGCUAUUAUUUGAGAGAUGGGGUUGUGGGACUGAAUGAGUACUAUGGGGUUUUAGAUUGGAACUGGCGUGAUAUCAGGAACUCAAGCUUUCUGGAAAGAAUCUCAGCCAUUCGCUCUCCAUUCCAAGGACCAGGAUAUACCGAGACUCGUCUCCAUAAAGUGAUUUUCCAUCCAAAGACGGGGCUUUGUGUUCGAAGAACCUCAUUUCUGCAGCCAUUGGAGUUAGUUUCAUGCUCUGAGGCUGCAGCAUGGAGGUAUGCUCCCCAAAAAACACUGACAGUCAUCGGAACUUACUUUUGCCUGCAAGCAGAUAAGCUUGGGGAGCCAGCAAAACUUGGUAUAACAUGCAGUGAUGACAGCUCAAAAUGGGAAAUCAUCUCGGACUCUAAGAUGCACCUGUCUUCUAAGCUACAAGAUGCUACUAGUGUUUGCUUGGAUGUUGAUUCCAACAAUGUUAUUGUCACACAAACAUGCAAGUGUCUGAGCACAAAUGACACAACAUGUGAUCCUGGAAGUCAGUGGUUCAAAAUUAUUGACAGCACAAGGGUGACAAAAACAACAAAAUCCUUUCUUCAAAUCAAACCAAUCAUUCGUUUUCUAGCAAGGAGUUUCUUUGGAAGCUACAUCUGAUAACACAGAGUACUUCAUUUAGACAUGCAAUUGAAGAUUGUUCAACACUUAAAAUACUCAUGUAAUUGUUUGACACUAAUAGUUCACGAAUGGAUUUUAUCA
This is a messenger RNA of Nicotiana attenuata, 1862 nucleotides long. RefSeq names its product endoglucanase D-like. The record is from RefSeq and is a predicted model, not a curated record. Gene Ontology annotation, molecular function: hydrolase activity, hydrolyzing O-glycosyl compounds. Lineage: Eukaryota; Viridiplantae; Streptophyta; Magnoliopsida; Solanales; Solanaceae. The coding region runs from base 72 to 1760 and encodes 562 amino acids. The transcript has 4 exons.